AUGGCAAGCCCGACUACUGGCUUCUCGAUAAAUGUCAACGACCCCAGCUUGAUCUCGCUGGUGAACAAGCUGCAGGAUGUCUUUGCGACGGUUGGAGUUCAGAACCCCAUCGAUCUGCCCCAGAUUGCCGUCGUCGGUUCGCAGUCAAGUGGAAAGAGUUCCGUCCUAGAGAACAUUGUUGGCCGGGAUUUCCUGCCUCGUGGUUCUGGAAUUGUCACUCGGAGACCCCUCGUACUGCAACUUAUCAACAGGCCCGCUGGUUCGCAAACAAACGGUGUGAAGGAGGAGGCCCUGGAGACGACGGAUAAGGAGGCCAACAUAGACGAGUACGGCGAGUUUCUUCACAUCCCCGGCCAAAAGUUCUACGAUUUCAACAAGAUCCGCGAGGAGAUUGUGCGCGAAACCGAGUCCAAGGUCGGUCGCAAUGCCGGUAUCUCGCCCGCUCCUAUCAACUUGCGAAUCUACUCGCCUAAUGUCUUGACCCUCACACUCGUCGACUUGCCCGGUCUGACCAAGGUCCCCGUGGGAGAUCAGCCCAAGGAUAUCGAGCGUCAGAUCCGUGACAUGGUUUUGAAGUACAUCAGCAAGCCGAACGCUAUCAUCUUGGCUGUCACUUCCGCCAACCAGGAUCUGGCAAACUCGGAUGGUCUGAAACUGGCGCGGGAGGUCGACCCGGAGGGUCAACGCACGAUCGGUGUGUUGACCAAGGUCGAUUUGAUGGACGAGGGUACCGAUGUUGUGGAUAUUCUUGCGGGCAGGAUUAUCCCUCUGCGUCUGGGUUAUGUUCCGGUCGUCAACCGUGGUCAGCGUGAUAUUGAGAACAAGCGGCCUAUCGCAUAUGCCCUGGAGCACGAGAAGAACUUCUUCGAGGGUCACAAGGCUUAUCGCAACAAGUCCUCGUACUGCGGAACUCCUUAUCUCGCCCGGAAACUGAACCUUAUCCUUAUGAUGCACAUUAAGCAAACCCUUCCCGAUAUUAAAGCGCGCAUUUCGUCCUCCCUUCAGAAGUAUUCCUCGGAACUGUCACAGCUCGGUGACUCGAUGCUCGGAAACAGUGCCAAUAUCGUCCUCAACAUCAUCACGGAGUUCAGCAACGAGUACCGCACGGUGUUGGAGGGAAGCAACCAGGAGCUGUCCAGUAUCGAGCUGUCCGGUGGUGCUCGUAUCAGCUUCGUCUUCCAUGAGCUCUACUCCAAUGGUAUUAAGGCCGUCGACCCAUUCGACCAUGUGAAGGACAUUGAUAUUCGCACCAUCCUCUACAACUCCUCUGGUCCCUCACCAGCACUGUUUGUGGGCACCACUGCUUUCGAACUCAUCGUGAAGCAGCAAAUCAAGCGCUUGGAGGACCCCAGCUUGAAGUGUAUCUCGCUGGUCUACGACGAACUGGUCCGCAUCCUGGGUCAGCUCCUGAACAAGUCGCUGUUCCGGCGGUACCCUAUGCUGAAGGAGAAGUUCCACGCGGUCGUUAUUGGCUUCUUCAAGAAGUCCAUGGAGCCGACCAACAAGCUUGUGCGCGACUUGGUCAAUAUGGAGGCAUGCUACAUCAACACGGGUCACCCUGAUUUCCUGAACGGACACCGCGCUAUGACUAUCGUCAAUGAGCGUCAAACCGCAGGCAAGCCUACUCAAGUGGACCCUAAGACUGGCAAGCCUCUGCCCCCGCGAGCGAACAGCCCGUCGGUUGAGGUUCCUGUGGACAACAACAACUCCGGUGGAUUCUUCGGCAGCUUCUGGGCUUCGAAGAACAAGAAGAAGAUGGCUGCCAUGGAGCCGCCACCGCCGACCCUGAAGGCGUCUGCCUCUUUGUCGGAGCGGGAGAGCGUGGAGGUUGAGGUCGUCAAGCUCCUGAUUACCUCUUACUUCAACAUUGUGAAGCGGACUAUGAUUGACAUGGUGCCCAAGGCCAUCAUGUACACUCUCGUCCAGUUCACCAAGGACGAGAUGCAGCGCGAGCUCCUCGAGAACAUGUACCGCAACAGCGAGCUGGACGACCUGCUGAAGGAAAGCGACUACACGGUCCGCCGGCGGAAAGAGUGCCAGCAGAUGGUGGAGAGCCUUUCCCGGGCCAGCGAGAUCGUCAGCCAGGUUCAAUAA
Molecule: messenger RNA, 2094 nt
Organism: Aspergillus niger
Lineage: Eukaryota; Fungi; Ascomycota; Eurotiomycetes; Eurotiales; Aspergillaceae
Exons: 8
Coding region: 1-2094 (697 amino acids)
Biological process (GO): peroxisome organization
Cellular component (GO): peroxisome; cytoplasm; membrane
Molecular function (GO): GTP binding; GTPase activity; microtubule binding
Source: RefSeq, a predicted model, not a curated record